AUGGAAGAAAGCUCGGAAGGGUUAGAAGAUCGAAACGUCGUGUGUUCCCUUUAUAUAAGCCAAAUUAAAAAUCCGGAACUCAAUAUAAAAACCCCUGAACACGAAUUUAUGGCAGAAGAACAAAAUCUAACGACAAAACAUCUUCAAUCAUUAUUAAAUUCCUUCGAUCUCUCCGGUAAAUGGAACAUAUUGAAAACUUCUUGCGGUUUUUUAAUAUCAUUUGCAAAUGAAGUUGAUUCCGAUAAAGUUGUUAGAAAUAAUCUUUCUGCGGUUUUUGGACCCAUGCAAAUUGUUAGACUUCGAAGGAGGCGACCUUUUUUAAGGCAGGCAGUUUUUUUAAGAGAAGUACCUUGGGCUAUACAAUUAAACGAUUUAAGGGAUGCCCUAAUAAAACAAGGUAUAACUCCGGCAAGGGUAGAAAGAAAAAGGCACCACGUUAGAAUCGAGGUGUGCCAACCGGAGCAUUAUGAAAUUCUUCUUCGUCGAGGUCUUAAUUUUUUCGGUGUGAUUCGAUUUCAAGCCAUACCCGACAGAGGAAUUCGAAGUUAUCGGAGCUGGCAUAAUCCAAGUUCUACAUUAUUGUCAGAUCCAAAUUUUGUUUUACAAUGUUACAAAUGUCAGGGAUUUUGGCAUAUUGCUGCCAACUGUCGUCAUGACGUACGUUGCGUUCGUUGUGGAGAUCGACAUUCCAUACAGUUUUGUCCAAGACCUCGUUCAGAUCCAGUUUGCUGUCAUUGUUGUGGUCCCCAUCAUGCUGCUUAUAGAUUUUGUCCGGUACGUUUGGAUUUGGCAAAUGCUAUUCCCGUAACCUUAAUGUUAACAACCAGAAGGGUUCCAAAUCGAUAUCUUCCGUAUCCUAGAAAUUGA
Molecule: messenger RNA, 867 nt
Organism: Pediculus humanus corporis (human body louse)
Lineage: Eukaryota; Metazoa; Arthropoda; Insecta; Psocodea; Pediculidae
Exons: 5
Coding region: 1-867 (288 amino acids)
Source: RefSeq, a predicted model, not a curated record